Molecule: messenger RNA, 1785 nt
Organism: Plectropomus leopardus (leopard coralgrouper)
Lineage: Eukaryota; Metazoa; Chordata; Actinopteri; Perciformes; Serranidae
Source: RefSeq, a predicted model, not a curated record
AUGCAGCUCCGCGCUCUGACAGGCCAGAUGAUGGGCAGAGGCGUGGUGAAGGAACAGAGGCGGAUCAGAGGGGAUGUUUUGAAUCCUACCUCACCAGUUCACCUCAGCUCACGACCGGGCUGGUGUCUUGUUGGUUCUCCUGCUGCGGUUUACAGGGACGGAGGGGAGAUGAAUCUAUACAGGAGCUUUGGGAACCUCAUGGAGGUUUGGGUGGUUGACGGAGGCCAGUGUUUGGACACAGAAUGGCUUGAAAAUAAUGGGGAGGACCCUCCUACACCCUUCUCUGAUGUGGGGACAAACCUGCGCUCAGAAUCAGUGGACUCUGGAGUGGAGACAGCAAGCUCUGUCACGUCUUUGCCACCUACACCCUGCUCUAUCUCAACAGAUAACGCAGAAAUUGAGGCAUUCACACCAGAAAGAGGACUAACUCCAGCUUCAACAUCACAGUCUCCCGUCCUCUCAUCUCCUGUGCUUCCCUCUUCAUCCUCUUCCUCCCCGCAGCUCCAUCCCAGCAGAGCUCAGCAGAGCUCCCCAGACUUGCACUUAAAAGUGGAGCAAGCACUACAGAAGACGGACUCUCUACGUCUAAAGAAAAACCCGGAGCCUCUUACAGUGGAUGAGGUGCUCAGGCGUCGACCUCGAGCAUCUUUCCUACCCAAACGGCACACAUCGGAGUUAGUGAGGGGUCAAAGGUCAGAGAGUUUUAGCCUAAGGGGGACGGAAAACCCAUCAGCGCUCAUGAGGCAGAUGUCAGACAUGUGCAGACGGCCGGUGUCGAUGAGGUGUGACACGCAGACAAGAUCAGAGGACUUUGGUGAGGAGGGGAGGCCAGGACUGAGUCCCGGGCUCUGCUACUUGGAGCAAGUGUGCCAAAUGUUAGAAGAAGUUGCCAGACAACAGAUGCACAGCCGAGCGUUACAGAUGGAGACGGAUGCCCUGCGGGAGCAUCAAGACGUGGAGGUUCCUGACACCUGUCACAGUGACUCUAAAGCUGCAGAGGAGGGCCUCACUUCCUGUCAGAAUCCUGGAAGUGCAGAGCCCAGUUCCAAUUCCCAGCAAAGGAAAGUUUAUGGCCAUUUUCGGCAGAGAUCGGCUUCAGACACAAAUCUUUCAAAACUACAUUUAAGAAAAAUGAACACAGACUGCAGAGGGCAGCAUUUGAGUACAACUGACCUGCUGGAGGAGCAAGAGGAAGACCACGAAAAACAGGAGUCUGGAAAAGUGCAGACAAAUAAAUUUAACAGGAACUGGAGGUUAAAAUUUGGGUCUUUUACAAAAGAGGAGUCUGCAGUGAGAGAUUUAAAGAGCCAACAGAUGCAGUCAUCUGUGAGAAACUCGGCCCGACGGCGGCUGAGCCAGCUGUUCAAGUGGAGGAGGAAAACUCAGCCUGUGUAAAUGGACCACGGUGUGUCUGUCAGGAUGUUUGGACAUUUUCUGUUUCAGUUCUGAAGAGGAGGAAGCUUUCCUUUAAAGGUCUGAGCACUGUCACUGCUGCUUUCAAACUGACAGCCCUGACUGUUCAGCCCAUGUGAUGUAGCAACCUGCCAUGUUUAUUUAUUAUUAGCUGUAUACUUGCCGUUUUAUACUGAUAAAAUUAUUUUGUAAAACUGUGAUGGAGAAUGUAAUUUCUCUGUCAUGUUACGUCAUAGCACUACAAAGCUUUAUUUUUCAAACAUCAAACUUGUAUCUGUAAAAAGCUCAAAAUUGGUGAAUACGGGUAUGCACUGUACAGUUUAUUACACUGUAAAUGUAAAGUGAUGUAAAUAUAAAUCUCAGAGAUUCUUA